AUGGCAGAUUCUGAUCGAAUGAAGCUGCGAUUGCUCGGGGAAUGGAAGGAAACCGCUUUUCCCAAUCAAGACGCUCAAUUUUCAGUGCCAAUUGAUAAACAAUACAAAAAAAAUGAAUAUCCAACGGGCGUGUUUUUGCCUUACAAUACGCGAAACAACAUAUUGCCAACUGUAGACGAGUUGCGAGAACAAAAAGUGAUUAAAUCUGGAAAUUUUUCUUCGAUUCGUCGCGCUGCUGAAGCACAUAAACAAACGAGAAAAUUUGCGCAGUCAAUCAUCAAGCCGGGUUUGGAAUUCUUAGAAUUUGUUCAAAAGUUAGAGGCGAAAUCAAAAAAACUGAUAUCUGCAAAAGGAUUGAAAAGUGGAUGGGGUUUUCCUACAGGUGUGAGCUUGAACGAAUGUGCAGCUCACUACACACCUAAUUACGGCGAUCCUGUCAUGAAAUUUUCGCAGAAUAGCAUUGUCAAGGUUGAUUUCGGAGUUCAUGUUGAUGGGUACAUUAUUGACAGUGCAUUUAGUGUAGCUUUUGAUGAAAAAUUCGAUCCGUUGAUUCAAGCAACGAAGGAAGCAACGGCUGAAGGUGUCAAAAUGGCAGGCAUAGACCAGUGCAUCGAUGACAUCGGAGCCAGCAUAGAAGAAAUCAUUUCUUCUUUUGAAAUGGAAGUGGGAGGAAAAAUGGUUCCCAUUAAACCAAUUGAAAAUCUCAGUGGUCACAACAUCGAGCCUUAUAGAAUACACGCAAAAAAAUCUGUUCCAUUGGUUCAAACCUAUAAUCAUGAGCGAAUGCAUGAAAAUGAAAUCUACGCUAUAGAGACUUUUGCCACAACUGGUUCAGGUACAGUAGUGUCAGCUGGUACCUGCAGCCACUACUCUCUUAACUACGAUAUGUUAAGACACCAACUGCCAGGUCAUUCAAUGGCUUCAGCUAGACAGCUGCUUCGAGAAAUCCACACUAAGUUUGGUACAUUACCUUUUUGCCGCAGAUGGCUUGAUGACUUCGGAAUGACGAAACAUUUGUUGCCAUUAAAGGCAUUAGUUAUGGCGAACAUUGCGUUAGACUUCCCACCUUUGAACGAUGUUUAUGGCAGCUUUACUUCACAAACAGAACACACGAUUUUACUACACAAAGAGUGCAAAGAAGUGUUGAGUAUGUCAGACGAUUAUUGA
Messenger RNA from Dermatophagoides pteronyssinus (European house dust mite), 1167 nucleotides. Its product is annotated as methionine aminopeptidase 2B-like. The record is from RefSeq and is a predicted model, not a curated record. NCBI's taxonomy places the organism in Eukaryota, Metazoa, Arthropoda, Arachnida, Sarcoptiformes, Pyroglyphidae.